GUAUAUAAAGGGUAUCACCAAUGACAGUUUUCUCAUCCUCAUAGCUUUGCCAUAACAACAUUGAACUUUCAUUACCAUUAUUUGUCUUUUGAUUAUUAUUGUUAUCAUUUCUAUUGCUACACAUAUAUACCUUGUGACAAUGGCCUCAAACUCAGUUUGGACAACAAAGCAGAACAAGAAGUUUGAGAAUGCUUUGGCCAUCUACGACAAGGACACCCCAGAUCGGUGGCAGAACUUGGCCAGGGCAGUGGGAGGAAAAACAGUGGAAGAAGUGAAAAGGCACUAUGAGAUGCUUGUUGAUGAUUUGAAGCAGAUUGAAGAAGGUCGUGUGCCCUUGCCCAAUUACAGAAAAGUUGCUGCAACAGAAGCAGGCAGCAUCAGAGGUUACAGUUACAUGAAUGAAGAACAAAGGAUGAAAGUCCUAAGCCUCAGGUGAAGUGUAAGAAAGAGACAUAUUAGCUUGUUACCAACCAAUCAAGCUAGGUGAAACUUUUUAGUCUGUCAUGUAUCUCUACCUUUAAAUGUAAAAGCAAUCAAGUUAACCUUUUGAAGGUAAAUCAUAUAUAUUGAUAUGGAGCAGUAGUUUAUGUGAAGUUCUUUUUAAUUUCUCUUUUGGGUGAAGAUAAAUGAUGGAAACGACCUUCAAAACUGUGAUGAAAAAGUGCUUAAAGAUGAGUUUAAAAGAAAGAAGAAAGUGGUUAUUAAAAAAUGGUAGUACAUGCAAGUUUCUAACUCUAUCCACCGACCAUAACUUGGAUUCAUCAUUAGUGUCAGGAAGGUUUGGAACCACAUGAAAAGGUUGUCUAAGUCAAAAAAUACGCUACUUUCGAAAUGCUGAU
This is a messenger RNA of Vigna radiata var. radiata (mung bean), 839 nucleotides long. Its product is annotated as protein RADIALIS-like 4. Gene Ontology annotation, molecular function: DNA-binding transcription factor activity. The coding region runs from base 140 to 436 and encodes 98 amino acids. The transcript has 2 exons. The record is from RefSeq and is a predicted model, not a curated record. NCBI's taxonomy places the organism in Eukaryota, Viridiplantae, Streptophyta, Magnoliopsida, Fabales, Fabaceae.